UUCAAAGCUACAUUUUACAUAUUCCUCCUCACUGUACACAACCAUACGAGUAUACUGCCACUCCAAAUAAUGUAUUAUCUAUACUGCACCAGAGAGUGUCCCCUGAUGUCCAGGGCAUGAUCACACUGGCUUUGUAUACUGACUCCUAGCAGCUAUGCCCCACUCCUCUAGCAACAUGUGGGAUGUAUCUGCCAUAUUCUGCUUCUUUAAAGAAAAAUACAGAUAUCUGUUGCAGGGCUCAAGACUGUUCUGGCACUUUUAGAUGAGCAGUCAAACCCCCUACAUACGAUUAUUUUCUAGUUUUACCUGGAUUACUAUUUUAACAGCCAGUAUGGUGUUGUCAGUGCAGCAUAUACAAUCCCGGCUCUGCUACAUGCAGAUUUCACACACCCUAGAAGCACUGUCAUUACUUGUUUAUGCCACAGGGAUUUUACUUUGACACAUUAGUUUAUGUGUUGCCAUGCUAAAUAGGUCAUAUGUAAGUAUCGAUAGGCCAGUAAUCAUUGAGCUGUAUUCAUAUCUGCUGUUGGAUAUAGACUCCAAUACAGUUAUACACAUCCCAACAUACACAGUCAUGACAUUGUAUGGCUGACAUCCACUUCUACCUCUGAAUAUCAGGACAUUAAUGGCUCGAUAUAGGCUGCACCUUGUAGCUAUAGAUGUAAUAUCGACCAUGCAGUGUGACAAUUCUCCACGUGAAUGACAGCACAGACCCAAGGCUCUGAGUAAACAGCAGCAGCAUUAUAGCACUAUCUAAUAUUAUAUUGUACAGCUGGGAAGUCAUAGGAGGGCAUUGCUGCUCUGUGUAAGGUAAUAGCAUUCAGAUUAGUCACUGUAGGCGGCACACAUAUUAAAGCAGAGGAGGCGAUCAGUCCUAAUAUCAGUGCAUAACACGUUACAUACAUAGGAUUACAUACAUAGGGCAGAGCAGCUUCCUCCAGGAGUCAGGGGCGACCAUGACUAAUCUGGGCACAUUUGUGGCUAUGGUGUAGGCUGUGGUGGUGUGAUCUGACUGUGAUUAGUAUUGAUCCCUGGUGGUGUCCUCUGGAUUUUAGGCUGAUGAUGUUCCAGCUGCAGUCAAGUCUAUAAGGGGUGACUUGCAGUGCAUUUAUCAUCCUGGUGUUUCCUUAUCCGGGGUGCAGAGCAGGCUACUGAUUGGCUGGCUGGGUCACAUGGGUGUGUAACUUUGCACACUUGACAGGGAGUAGGAGGGUUCUGUGCAGAACAGAAAAACGACAACGGGAGAAAAAAUUGUAUUUUUUUGUUGCACUUGCACAAAUUAAUGGCCAUGAGUUCGUUUUUGAUAAACUCCAACUACAUCGAGCCGAAAUUCCCACCCUGCGAGGAGUAUGCCCAAAACAACUACUUGCACAACCAGUCUCCCGACUACUACGAGCGGCCGAGGGAGCCGGGCUUCGAGGCUCCUCCUGAGGCUCUCUACCAAGGUCCGAGCCCUUACCCUGAAGCCAGCUAUGGGUACGGCCCCCUGACGGCGGGCCACGAAGCUGGGGUGACCCAGGAGGGGGUCUCUGGCAAAGGACACAGGCAAUCUCAGCAACUUCUCCAAAGCCACGUCCUCAGGCAGCCUCCACCACCACCACAGCACUGUGAGCCUAUAGGAGCGGCCAAUGACAGCAGCAUCCAUCCCGAGAAGACUGCUGCUGGCCUCAAAAGCAGCAAAGAACCAGUUGUCUACCCAUGGAUGAAGAAAAUACACGUCAACACAGUGAACCCAAAUUACACUGGCGGAGAAAUCAAAAGGUCUCGAACUGCCUACACCAGACAACAAGUAUUAGAGCUGGAGAAGGAGUUCCACUUUAACCGUUACCUUACCAGACGCCGGAGGAUAGAGAUUGCCCACACGUUAUGUCUUUCUGAACGCCAGGUCAAGAUCUGGUUCCAAAACAGGAGGAUGAAGUGGAAGAAAGACCACAAAUUGCCCAACACUAAGAUGCGCUCUGCCAACCCAUCAGUCUCAAGUCAACAGUCCAAAGGACAGGGCCAUCAGCACACAGAGGGGUCCAGCACCCCAUUAUUAUAAGGCUUUAAUUGCAUUGAUCCAAUUGCUGGUAAUCACUUGGACCAAAUGACUAUGGAAGGAAACAAACAAAGCUCCUUGAUAUUGAUGGAUACAAAGCCCUUGUUCCAACCAGGACUCUUCUAAAAUCAAGGAAAUGGAUGGAGACUUCUCUUGAUUUAUUUAUGUACUUGACCGUAUACGUAUAAAAACUGAGAGUGUAUAUGUGUAUAUGAAUAUUGACAUAUAGUUCAGUGUAUACAUAGGUAGAAAAAAACUAUUUUGUAUACGAGACACAUACGUCACAGAUGCAUUUAUGGGAUAGUAUGUGAUAAAGGUAUGGACUGAUAUAUUACACAUAUACCUAUAGCUGUGAGUAUUUAAGAAGCAACAAUUUUUAAGGAUUUAUUUAAUGGCUUCUUGAAGAAGAAACGAGUAGGUUCUGUAAAUACUAGCUGGAAGAAGAAGAAAAAAAAUGUUUCUGUAGACACAAAAUAACUGUUUUCCCUCUCCCUUUGAGGUCAAUGUAUGUUUAACACUUUCCCUGUAUGUUAGGAUCUCAGUAGAAGGCCUUUGAUCGCCUUGAAGGCGAGAAAACCUUGUAGAUACAGUGGUGGUACAUAUUGUGGACUUUGUGCUGUAAUAUUGUGGUGCUAAGCCAGAAGAAUAUUCUGUCAAAAUUAAAGAUUUCAAAAACA
Messenger RNA from Bufo gargarizans (Asiatic toad), 2715 nucleotides. RefSeq names its product homeobox A4 (gene HOXA4). Gene Ontology annotation, biological process: embryonic skeletal system morphogenesis; regulation of transcription by RNA polymerase II; anterior/posterior pattern specification. Gene Ontology annotation, molecular function: RNA polymerase II cis-regulatory region sequence-specific DNA binding; DNA-binding transcription factor activity, RNA polymerase II-specific. Gene Ontology annotation, cellular component: nucleus. Lineage: Eukaryota; Metazoa; Chordata; Amphibia; Anura; Bufonidae. The record is from RefSeq and is a predicted model, not a curated record. The transcript is spliced from 2 exons. Bases 1283 to 2041 code for a protein of 252 amino acids.